Messenger RNA from Dictyostelium purpureum, 5277 nucleotides. RefSeq lists its product as uncharacterized. Gene Ontology annotation, biological process: phosphorylation; phosphorelay signal transduction system. The coding region runs from base 1 to 5277 and encodes 1758 amino acids. Gene Ontology annotation, molecular function: phosphorelay sensor kinase activity. NCBI's taxonomy places the organism in Eukaryota, Evosea, Eumycetozoa, Dictyosteliales, Dictyosteliaceae. The record is from RefSeq and is a predicted model, not a curated record. The transcript has 3 exons.
AUGGAAAAUAGUAAUAAUAAUAAUAAUAGUAAUAAUAAUAAUAAUAAUAAUGAAGAAAAUGAACAUAAUAUCAAUAAUAAUAGCAAUAAUAAUAUCAAUGAAAUUAGAAAAGAAAAAAAAACAGAUAAUAUACAACAUAUACAUAGUAAUAAUAAUAAUGAAGUUGAAAAUGAUACAAUCAAUAGUAAAAAAAAGAAAAAAAACAAAAAGAAAAAAGAUGUUGACUAUAAAGAUUUAUUAUUAAAAAUACCACAUAAUCCAGUUUCAAAUUUUAACUCUCUGGAAAAUGAAGAUAUAAAUACGCCACCCUCAGAUACACCAAAUAAUAAUAUUGACAAAAACAUUAAUGAUUUUGAAAUUAAUAUGGACGAUUUAAAAAUACCCGAAAAUAAAAAUAAUAAUUUAAAUAUAAAUAAAUAUAAAGAGGGUUUAGAUAAUGUUAAUUUAAAUACCCAUUACGAUAAUAGCAGUAAUAUUAAUGAUAAUAAUCAUAACCUCAACUAUAAAAAUAAAGAAAGUGAAAUUUCAAUUGAAAUGGGUGAUUUAAGUAAAAAAAGGUAUCAUAAAAAAAGUAAUAGCUUAGACGAUUAUCAGAGAAAUAGGAAAAGUAAAUUUUUAUCAUUUUUUCAAAAGGGAGAUAAAAAUUCACCAAUUUUAAGAUCAUCGGAGAGUGCAACCUCAAAUUCUUUAUUACCUUCCCCAGAAGCAUAUCCAAUUCACCAUUUUGGACAUCAUAAACGUUUCUCUUCAUCAUCAGAAGAGGGAUCAGAUUUUUCAAAGCAACAAAGUAUAGCCAGUAGUAUAGAGAAAAGAAACUCUGUAAAUGAUGGUUUUUCAGGUUCCCCUCUUAAAGAAUCCAGUACAAUUUACCAUUCACCACAAUACAAUACACCAAUAUCAGCAUCAGAUUUAAAUCAUCACAAUAAAAAAAAUUCUAAUAACCCAAAAGAAAAACAAUAUCAACAACCAUUAAAAAAAAAUAAAAAUAUAAAUAGUACUAAUGAAAUUAUAAAUAAAAAUAAUAUUGAAAGAAACUCCUCAGGUCAAAUUUCCCCAAAAUUCGAAUCAAUAUCAGCAACUGGUAUUUCAACAAAAAACGGUUAUAAUCCUAAAGUAACUGAUGUAGAACAUUAUCCAAUAACUGAUAAAAGAAAAAACUUCCAACCUCCAUUAACACCCUCUUCGUAUCAAAGUACUGGGUUUUCAUUUACGCAAUCACCAAAAGUUGAUGGAAAAAGAAAUGUAUUUAAAAAGUUUAAAAAGAAAUUAACAACAACUCUAAACGGAAAUCAACCAAUGAUAGGCGGUCCACCAACAAAUAGUGCGUUCAAUCAUCCUUUUGCAUCUUGGAAUAAUGCAGCUAACAGACAUAAUAAUGGUUCAGGUUUAAAUAUCAAUAACUCUUUAAACAAUAGCCCAUAUAAUGGUUACAACUCAAGAUCAAUAUCACACGACGAAUGGCUACGACAAUUUUAUCACAAACAUCUAGAAAAAUAUGAAAAGACCAAGUUUGUCGAAUACUGUAUAAUGAAACCUUGGUCACUAAUUAGUUGGAUCAUAAGACCUGGUAGAAUUGCAAAUUAUCAAUCAAAAAUUCUCUAUAGAAGAGCUUAUAUUUUAAAUUUCCUCAAUAUUGUACUAUUUGUUGUAUAUUUACUCUCGACCAUUCUUUCAUCUUAUGAAUGGUUUGUUUUUGCACCAGGGAUCUUUUUAUCUGUGGUGUAUUAUUUUUUUGGAAAAGUUAAUAAUAGAAUGUAUCUCAUCGCUUUUUUUACAAUAGCAACGGCAACGGCAAUAAAUAUUACAUCAGUUAUUUAUGACCUUACCCAUACAAGAAAAACUGAUCGAUUAAUUUUUUCAUGGGAUUUGUUGGUAAUGAUAAUGGUACCUCUAUUGUUUCCGUCCAUUGUAUACUCGAUUGUGAUGUUAAUUUUAGUAGCAGUUUCAUAUAUUGGAAUGGGUGUUUAUGUUCAAUCAUCUGAUAACUUUUAUUUAUUAGAUGCAUACAACGACUUUGGCGAACUAUUAAGAUCAAUUAUUAUAGUUUUUGUAAUUUUAACAUUCUAUACAAUUCUUUCAUCAGUGGACUUAAAAGAAAUUGAAAGAAAGGAGUUAAGAAUUCAAAGUUUAUUUAGAAUAAGUAAUGAAGCUUUAGUAGUACAUAAAGAUGGCUUAAUAACUGAUGCAAACCCAGCAUUUGAAUCAAUGUUCCAAAUAAAACUACAAGACUUAUUAUAUCCAAUUCAAAGUGGUAUAUGGGAAUUUUUACCGGCUCUCGAAGGAAUGUUUGAACCUGGGGCAUCAAAAACAUUUGACAAUUCAGACAUUGGUGUUAUAGAAACAACUGGUAUAGAUUCAAGCGGUAGAACCUUCCAAGUAGAAGUAAGAACAAACAAAGCAACAUAUGGUGGUGAACCAGUAGAUGUAAUUUCAAUUAUUGAUAUUACCGGAAGGAAACAAUUAAUGGAAGCAGACUAUGCAUUAAGAAAAGCUGAAGCUGCAAACGAAGCAAAAGUAAUCUUUUUAACUACUGUUAGUCACGAACUUAGAACUCCAAUCAAUGGAGUUUUAGCAUCAGCAGAUAUUUUAGAGAGAACCACAUUAGACUCAACUCAAAAAGAAUUUUUAAAUUGUAUCAAACUAUCUGGAAACUAUUUGUUAGAUUUAAUUAAUGAUAUAUUGGAUUAUAGCAAAAUAGAAGCAGGAAAAAUGGAAAUAAUAAAAUAUGAUUUUAGUAUUUUGAAAAUGUUAGAUAAUGGAAUAAGAAUAGUAUCAAAAAAUAUUUACGAAAAGGGUUUAGAGCUUUGUGUAUUUGUAGACCCAAAUGUCCCAGUUAUUAUCAAUGGUGAUGGAAGAAGAAUUAAACAAAUUUUAUUAAAUUUUUUGUCAAAUUCGAUUAAAUUUACAAACGAAGGUCAAAUUAUUAUUAGGGUUAAAUUAGAAUCUGAAAAUGAAAAGGAAUCAUUAAUUAAAAUAGAUGUAGAAGACUCUGGUAUUGGAAUUAAGCCCGAACAUCUUGGACAAUUAUUUGCUUCAUUUUCUCAAAUUGAUAGUGGUAAUAGUAGAAAGUAUCAAGGCACUGGCCUAGGGCUAUCAAUUAGUAAAAGGUUAUGUAAAAUGAUGGGUGGUGAUGUCCACGUUAAAAGUGAAUUUGGUAUAGGUUCAACAUUUUCCUUUACUAUCCCAUGUGGAUACUCUACAAAUAUACCAAAAUUCUCAUUACAACAAUUAGGUAGUGCCAUUUACAUGGGGGAAGAUAUCCAGGGCACAAAUAAACCUAUAGGUAAAAAGAAAUAUGGUGCAAGUGGUGUUGUUGGUAUUGUAAUUGAUGGUAAUCAAUAUAUAAGAAAAUCAAUUAGUCAAUUCUUUGCAAUUUUAAAAAUAACAUGUGUUGAUUUUGAAAAUAAAAAAGAGUUUGAAAACUAUUUAUCAACCUUAGUAGUAGCAGAUACACACCCAUCAACUCCACAGGUAUAUUUAGUGAUAACAAGUAUAAUAGAAAUCAAUCAAAAUACCACAGAGCAUCUACCAACAGAUCGUAUAUAUCAUUGGAUAUUAAUGGAAAGUCCCAAUGAAGAAAGAAAACUAUCAUCAGAAUUUGAAAACAGAAUUGUUAAACCAUGUCAGUUUGCAGAUAUUGUUAGAUGUUUAUACAAAAUUGACUCUGUAAACUUUUUUGUAGAUACAAUGGCUGGUAGUCCAUCAAGAUCAUUUAGCUCCAGCAGUAAUUCUCCAUCGGAACUUUCAUCGUCAGAACACCUUUUAAUGUCAUCAAUUAGUGAUAUCGAUAACUAUGAUGAACUUGAACUAUUUAAUCAAAAUGUUAUUGCCUGCUCAAAUCCAUUUGUUCAUCACAUUCAUAACAAUAUAGGUAAUAGUUAUAGAAGACACCCUCAUCAUCAUUCACUACCAGUUGAAAGUUUAGAAAUAUCACCAUCUUUUUUUAAAAGAAAACCUCAUCAUUCACAACCUGUAACACCAAUAACAACUGGUAUGACUCCAAUGAUGGGUUUUGAGAAGAGCCCUACCAAUACCAGUAGCAAUAGUCAAUUCUCAAGGAGUUCUAGUUUUAGCAAUAGUAGUAAUGCAGUAACCCCCAUUUCAAACAAAACAACACAAUCAUUUAUUUUUAGCCCAGCCACAAGAAGAUUUUCUUUAAAUGAUCCCAAUUCACCAACAAUAAAUAUGUUCCCUCAUGUUUCAAACUCACCAUCAAUGGAUGGUCCUUUCCCAAUUAACAUGGAAUCAGUUUACAAAAAGAUAGAAAGCCACAAUCAAAAUUUUAAAAGAGGUUCGAUUACGCCAUCACAUUCAAAUCAAUCAUCACCAAUAAUGGUACCUGACUCUUUAUCUACUAUGGUACCCAGCUCUCCUCACAAAUCCCCAACCACAAUGAAACUACCUUUACCACCAAGCUUUUGCCCAAAUGGUUCAUUGAAACCUUUAAAAGAGGAUGAAGUUUUAUCAUGUAUAUCUGAAAACUCACCACCCUUACCACUUAUACCCCCAACAACUCCCACUAUAUCUAGAUUCCCAUCAUCAACAAUGUCCACUAAUGCAUCACCCUCAUCAAAAUCCAAACCAUUAUCCCUUUCAUCAAGCUCACCUAUUCCACCACCACCACCAACAUUAUAUCAACAUUUGAGUAGUAGUAGUACAACAAUAUCCACACCAACAACCCCAACACAUAAAAAACCUACUACAACCACAACAACCACAACCACAUCUACAUCCUCAACACCUAAUUUUGGUGGAUUAUCGUUAAAUAGACCAAGUCAAACCACCUCAACUAAACACACUGAUGAAACUAGUUCGAAAUCAACAACAAGCGGCACAGCAACUACAUCAAAACCAUCUAUACCAUUUAUAGAGGAAAAAAAUGAAAAAAUUCUUUUAGUAGAAGACAAUUUUGUGAAUGUUAAAAUAUUUAGUAAACUAUUAAAGGAUAGUGGGUAUAAAUUUACAGUAGCAAAUAAUGGUAUAGAAGCUGUAGAAAAAGUUAAAGAAAGUGAAUAUGAUUUAAUUUUAAUGGACUGUCAAAUGCCUGAAAUGGAUGGUUUUGAAGCUACAACAAUUAUUAGAAAUUUAGAAAAGUCAAAUUCAAUUAAACCACCUCCAUCUAAAAAAAAUCCUCAUAUUGUAAUUAUUGCAUUAACUGCAAACUCUGGUUAUAAAGAUAAGCAAAAAUGUUUAUCUGUUGGUAUGAACGAUUUCUUACAAAAACCAAUCAAAACUUCCGAUACUUUAAUUCAAAUGAUUAAAAAACAUUUGGCUUAA